CUCGAUGUUAAAACGAACCACGAUAUAAUCCUGCAAGACGAAUGUCGAGCAAAGGCAAGUCUCCGCCGGCCGCGCAUGCGCUCACGACGAUGCGCAUUUUCCAGCUCACGUUGGCCUUGCUUUUCUUGAGCACAGUGACAUACAUGGCCAAGUUUACCACGAUCUGGACCGCUCCGUCGUUCAAGUUCUCGGUGGAUGAAGCACAUGCGGAGAACUUGGCGCGUUUGCACGAAGUGUUGGAGAUGCGAGGGCCGAAUCGAUUUUUUGUCGCCGACUUCGACGCUGCUGACACGUAUUUGCGCACAGUCAACUUGGCGGAAGGUCCUGUCUUCGUGCUCCUGACCAGCAGCGAAGCCAACGGUACGUAUUGGUGCCCGGACUGUGAAGACGCGCGUCAGCCCAUCACGGACGCGUUCGCGCGCGCUCCCACCAACACGCGCCUCCUGGAAGUCAGCGUCGGUUCUCCCCAAGACUGGAAAGACGACUUCAAUCCGUUCCGUACCAGGUCGCUUUUUCACAUCCGCAAAAUCCCGUCCUUGCUCAAGUACGACGGCGACCUCAAGACGUCGCAACUGUUGUCGGAAACGUUUGCGAUGCAGCCGGCGCUCUUGGACUUUGUGUUCAAAUCGAAGCCCCGUGUCGAGAUGAGCCAUCCCGCGUCGUCGUACAAGACUAUUCGCGACGGCAACGAGAUGCUCGCGUUCCUGGAAGCGUACCAAGGCGACUACCCCCUCUUCCUGUACUUUACAUCUGGGAUCAAACGUCGCACGGGUCGCCCGUGGUGCCCGUACUGCGACAUCGCCGACGUCCCGCUGCACUUCUACUUUGACAAGCACGCCCCCAAGCACGCGGUCUUGUUGACGCUCGUGGUUGCCGACUCGUUCUCCGAGUGGAAGGAUAGGGACAAUCCGUUCCGGCAGCAAAGCGUGGCUCCUGUACGUGCUGUUCCCACGCUGUCCCGCGUCGUGCGUGCGUCGCCGACGGACCCGGUCUCGACUCGCACGUACUCACUGGCCUUGAAGGACAUCCAGGCGCUCCAGUCGUUCUUUGAAUCCCCCCACUAGAAAACUCAAAUCCUAUUCGAAUUCGGGACGGUUAGCUACGCCGAUGUGGACGCAUGGAUGUGGCCCGAGGUUUGGAAUGGCGGCAGCAACUCCCGAUCCACAGCUGUGUGGACAAACCGGUCGAGUUCCGUGUACCCGCCGAUGUACUGGCCUUGUACGAAUAUCUGCGGCACGGUCGUCACCGGCUUUCCCACGAUGUGACACAGACUUGGAUAUGAAAUGUCUUUGCCAACGAUCACUUCUUUGUACGACCACUUGUUCCGGGCCAGCACGUCCUUGGCCAAGCUGCAGAAUUUGCAGGCGGGCUUGGAGUACACGAUGGCGUCGACGUCAUCGUAGCGAGGCGGUGGCACGUCCUCUUUCCCGACCUUGUUGUCGUCACUUAGAUGGAGGCCGCACUCCUGUGCGUGGCCACGAAAUCUCGUGGCCCGAAUGUCCGUGUCUCGGUCGGUCACAGGACGGCUCGAAUGGGCGUCGCCGACGGUGGCAUACCCGAGGGCUUUCAGUGGAUGGUACGGCAGGUUGUGUCGCGCCAUGUACGCGUCCACGUCUUGCUGUGUCCAGUGCAAAAUGGGACAAAUCUUGAGACGUCCAUUGUGAACAUGCACUAUGUCGAGACCGCGGCGGUGGCUCGUCUGGUCCGCUCGCAGCCCGACCAAGAGUGCGGUCGCGCCGAGCUCGGUUAAGCCGCGUUCCAUCGGCUCGACUUUACGGAGGCGUCCGUACAACUGGUGGUCCUCUGCCGACGACGACUCGUACAGUUUUCCAUGCACGGCUUCCAUGUGCGCGGGGGACAUUUUCGGCUGGUAAAUGUGCAGAUUGAGAUCCAGCGCUUGUUGCAACGUUGCUGCAAACGCAUAUGUUUCGGGUGGUAAGUAUCCCGUGUCGAUCCACACGACGGGCACGCGAGCGGUGAGCUGCGAUACCAAGUGCAGCAUGACCGCCGAUUGAAUGCCGAAACUUGAGCUAAGUGCGAGGGACGGUCCGAACGUGUCGGCGGCCCACAUCACGACCUCUGCCGCGGAUUUCGACCGGAGGAUCGCGUUCACGUGGGCCACGUACGCUGGCGAGAACGUGGUCGGUGGCGGCACGUCGAGUCCCCGCCACGUCCAUUCAUCAGCGGUGUACCGUUGCAUGUCGAUGUUUGUGCACGCCGGGGCAAUACCGUUGGUCGCGCGGUACGAGCAGCACUGCCGCUUUUCCUCGAUCGCAU
Messenger RNA from Aphanomyces invadans, 2277 nucleotides. RefSeq lists its product as hypothetical. Gene Ontology annotation, molecular function: protein-disulfide reductase [NAD(P)H] activity. NCBI's taxonomy places the organism in Eukaryota, Oomycota, Saprolegniomycetes, Saprolegniales, Verrucalvaceae. Gene Ontology annotation, cellular component: cytosol. The transcript has 2 exons. The coding region runs from base 42 to 1064 and encodes 340 amino acids. The record is from RefSeq and is a predicted model, not a curated record.